AUGGGCAAACGUACCAACACUUCAGCACGCCAAGGUUUCCGCGUCCAGCAGACAUCGGAGGAUGUCAUCAUGGAGAUCCUAGAAGAUUUGGCCAGGAUUGACUCCUCCCUACUGGCACGAUGGCAGAAGAUCAACGCCUUGAACACCUUCCUGAUCUCCCGUAUUUUAUUCAUUCUGAGGGGAUCUGCUGUGGCAAAGUGUCUCUUGUUCACAAUUAUCCCAAAGUACUUGACAGGCUGUUUGGGAAUUAUUUCACCCAUUGCUGAAACACAGCCUCUUCGUGGAACACGGCAACUAGUUAACUGCACACAACAGUUCAGGACAGGAAACAGACUGAAGAGAAAUUUUGGUAGGCAGAAUGUAAUUACCCAAACUGGAAUUUGGUUGAUGUUCAAUUUGCCUCAGGAAAUGGAUUUAAUAGCGAUUGCAGUUCGACAAACACAAGGGAAAGGUCGUGGUGGAAAUGUCUGGCUCAGUCCUGUGGGAUGUGCUCUAUCAACAUUACAUGUUUCCAUUCCUUUGUGUUCCCAGCUGGGACAGAGAAUUCCUUUUAUUCAGCACCUGGUGUCUCUGGCUGUGGUGGAGUCCGUGAGAUCAGUACCUGGAUAUCAGGAUAUUGACCUGCGAGUGAAGUGGCCAAAUGAUAUUUACUACAGUGACCUCAUGAAGCUUGGUGGGGUUCUGGUAAAUUCUACACUUAUGGGAGACACAUUUCACAUACUUAUUGGCUAUGGAUUUAAUGUGAAUAAUAGCAAUCCCACCAUAUGCAUCAAUGAUCUCAUCAUGGAGUACAAUAAGAAAAAUAUGACAAAACUAAGGUCCUUAACAGUAGACUACCUGAUUGCUAGGAGUGUAACUGUGCUGGAAAGACUGAUAGACAUAUUUCAGGAAAAAGGACCUGAUGGAGUUCUUCCCUUAUAUUAUAAAUACUGGAUACAUGCUGGUAGGCAGGUCCGUCUCUGGAGUGAAGAGGGCCCAUUAGCAUGGAUAGUUGGAAUAGAUGAUUGUGGAUUCCUUCAAGUUCAUGAGGAAGGCAAAGGUGUAGAGUCUGUGCACCCAGAUGGCAACUCAUUUGACAUGCUGAAAAACCUUAUUAUCUCAAAGCAGCAGUAGACCUUAGAGUUGUUGAAAAAGUUGCUCUAAGAAGAUUGUUCUGUAUUCAGCACCUAGCAGCUGAUCUUGGCUAUACACAAUAUAUCAAACUGGAAUGAUUUGGAGGUGAAGUGUAAAAGCUACAUAUUACAUUUUACAUUAUUGUUUCAUUUCUGUUGUGUUUUCUAGCCAGUGGCCCUAAGGACCAAUUAGUAUUUUCUAUGCGUUUUUCAUGUUGCAUAUUUUUAAGCAUAGAGGUGAGAGGUAGCUUAUGAUUAGGAAAAAUCAAUUUUUUACCAAUCUUUAGUUUCUUCUUUCUUAACAUGGAUAGCUUAGUUGAAAGUUGCUACAAAAGUUAGUGUUAUCCCAUUACUGGAGACCCGUAAUCUUUUGCUAAUUGCUAAAAAAUUCACUAAUGGUAUUGUUUGUUAUAAGCAUUUACAGUAGGGAGGUAUUUGCAAAGGAAGAUGUUAAGCUCAUCAUUAAUUCAAUAUAUUUAAGAAACUAAAAAGACUGCAUAUAUUUGUUUUUAAAAAAAUGUGUUUGAAUAAUGCAUCUAUUGUGGUUUUGCUUUGGGUAUAAGCAGUAAAAUGUUUAAAUUACUUACUAUGAAAUUUUAAAGAAAUGAGUUCUGCUUAUGUCAGCUGUGGAGGGGACAUGUGAAAGAACUCACCACACACCCAUAAGGGAAAGUGGGAAGAAUUCUGCAAGUUUAUUAAGUUAACUGUAUACUCACUGUAUACUUAUAGUUCCUCCCACCCUUUAGAAAUAAUGAGCAACUUUGCUGAUUUGGCUCGGCUCCCAGUGGGCUUCUAUAUCCUUUCAUCAUUCUGUAACUGGAUCUCUGGACUGUAGGCCCUUUGCACCUCUCUUGUGGCGGCCUUAUGCUUGGACAUCCCCACCAGCAGUGCCUGUGAACUGGGUUAAUUUAUAACCCCCAAAAUAUAGAUAUUUUCUGCUUUUCUUAGCCUGUUAACUAGCUCUGAUUCUUAGUAAACCACUCCAUGCUUCCUUGUAUAUAGGUCUUUCUUUCAAGAGCUCUUAACCCUCCACAAGAAUUGCCCACCACAUAUGCAAUUAGUGAAUCACUUAGUUGUCAUCCCCUAUGCUAUUGGCCAUCAAAUACUCAGUCCAAGAAUUGAUAUCAGUGUUGACUGUACUUCACUCAAUCCCUGAGAGGUGAACCCCAUCCAAAUGAUGAAAUAAGAGAAGGAACCUUGUUCUUAAUGUCUCCUUUGCUAGCAACUAUUCCAGUGAGAAAAGCACAAUGAGGGGGCCUCUGUUCCAACCAUCUCUCUAAAAUCUCUUUUAUUGUACUUUCAUACUAUUUCCCAAAGCAAGCCUCCUAUUGUGGUGUUAAUAAUUGAACCCAAGGGAUUUAAGGAUUGUUUAUUUGAAAGUGUCCUGCAGUCCAGCCUCCAAACUUACCUAAUUGCUGUAGAGGUUGGGUCAGAUACAGUAGAUAAGACAGUAUGUGGCUGGAGGGCAUAGGUGAGAAGCUGAACUUGAGCUCCCAACUGCACAUAUAUGCUUUCAGGUUCUUCUCCUGGACCAGUCCAAUUUUCAUUUACAGCCUGGUCACCUGAGCAAUGGACCUCAAGCCAAUCACCACACAUCAAUAGAUGUCAGGUGUGACCUGGCCAAUAGCCAGCUAUGUCUCCUAAUGUGGACUGCCAUUGGUUAUUACUACACCCUUCCCUGAGGAAGCUUGGCUUAACCAAGUGGGUUCUCAUAAAUACAUUCCUGUCUUCUAGCCAGAAAUGGAAUUUAUGGGUUAAAGUUCACUUCAUAAAUAACCAAUAUAAGGAGAUCAGCUCAAUUACAAAUCCAAGAAAUCGUAAAGGAGAGUUGGCCUGUAAUGGUAGAUUAGAGUAAUCCUGACUUACUGGGAUUUGGAUGCUUUGUCGGUAAAUUGCUAGUGAUUAAGUUUUCUGUGUAUUUAAAGUGAGGAUUUUGCCCUCCAUGUCAUAGUUUCUUUCAUUUUCUGACUUACAAAACAGUCAGUUUCUUACAUCAGACAGGACUGCACACCAAAAAAAUAAUAGAAGUAACACAGUAAACACUAAAUAUUGAAUGACUUAUUUAAUAAUUCUUAUUUAAUGUACUAUGUGUAAACAAUAAUGCCCAACUUCCCUCUCACAAGAUCUUGGUUAGAUUUUAAUACUACUUUGGGCUGGGAACUUUUGACUACUGACUUAUAGAUAUACAUGAUUAUUUAUUUUUAAUACUCAUAUUUAAGUUUGAGCUACUAAUCUUAAAUACUGAGAGGAACUCUUGCAAUAUAGUGUUCUCUACUCUUCUCUUCUUCGCUACCUUUUCUUUAUACGGUUUAUGAAUGAUGUAUGUUGCUACUUGUCAACUGCAGAAUUUUGAUAUUGCUUUUUACUCCUUGCCACCAUUCCCAGCUAUAAACAGUGAAAAGAAAAUUCAACAAUGCUCUUGGUUCUUCUUGGUCUGGUUUAUUUCAUCAUGAAAACCUUCCCUUAAUGCAGAGCAGUACUUUCCCAAUCUGACUCUUGUAUAGCUGAAUUAAUCUAGAAAACUGCUGUUUGUGCUGCAGUCCUUAAUAUAAAACCUGACUGUCACUAUCAUGGCACAGUCAGGCAUCUUUUUUGUAAAGCAGAAUUAACACACUUAGGGCCAUAUCAUACCACUGAUUUUUUUUUUUUUUUUUUUUUUUUGUCUGAGCAGAGUUGAUCUGAAUGUGACUUACAUUUGAAAUGUGACAAUAUAUGGCCUAUUCUGUAGUGAGAUCAAUAGCAACAGUAGUUCUUCUGAAAAAUUCCAUAUGAAAUCAUAAACUUUAUAAUAGAGAUUAACCUUAAUAAUAAAAAAAUUCACUAACAGGACCAAGUACUAAUUUUGCCCUAGAUCCCUAAUUGCCCCUUCAAGGAUUGAACUCACAACCCUGGGUUUAGCAGGCCAAUGCUCAAACCACUGAGCUGUCUCUCACCCACAGUCCUGAACCACAGUCCCCUGAUUGAAAUACACCCAAACUUCAGGAAAUUUUGAUCCAGAUUUGAAUGUUGUGGUGUGCCCUGAUCUCGGUCAUGGACUGAUCCAAAACCCUGGAUACAAACACCCCAAAACAUUGGGAACAUUUGGAUCAACAUCUAAGUCCAAAAUGUGCAGUUUAAGCCCAUGUAACACUUUACAAAUCCUCAUUGACUUCUUUGGGACUCGGCAUAGGAAUAUAGGCCUGCCCACAUGGUUUGGUAGGGCUGCAUGGGUAUAAAUACCUCCCACCCCCCACACACACUCUUUCGGUCAGCAGGAGGAUAAUGCAGCAACCCUCAACUGACUUGGCCCCAACUGCUUUCUGCCAUUCCUGUCCGUACCUGUAAACUUCCCCUUUCUCCCUAUCUGCUGAAAGGGAGCCGUUAAAGGGGCAACACCCCUUUUCCUCCAGCUAGCUGGACAAAGACCCACUUGCAUGAACGUUGCAGUAGGCACAUUAUCCCAAUAAAAAGACUAAGGAGGAAAAUGUACUCCUCCUGUGGGCCGAGGUGAGUGUCUAUAAAACUUCACUUAGCUGAAAUGCCACAGGACCUGUAGAGCAGGCAGAUAUAUAUCCUUAACUAUAUAAUAAAAUGCCAACAGUUUUUCAUAGCUCCUGUCAUUGCUUUUUGGAUUUCUGUGGGGGGUUCUUAAUGAAAACCAUGUUUUGUUUAUGUUUUAUGCUGUAAUGCUAUUCUGGACAUGUCUGCAUUGGAAAAAUUAUUUAAUUUCCUUUUUGUAAAUGAAAACUAAUGAAGUGUGGACAUGUCAGAGCACAAGUAGAUCAUGUGGGAAUACUACUUUUCCUUUACGCUUUUUAAUGGCUUGUUCUCGUGUGUACAAGACUACCUAUUGUCUUGAGAGGGGAAAAACAGCCUUCAGUAGGAUGAAAUAUUUGUCAUAAACCUGACUUUUGCUUCAGAUGUACCACAGAAUUUUACAAAGCAAAUUCCUGUUUUAUGCAGAACAGCUGAGUAAGGCCAUUCUGACCAGCAGCUGUUACUGUCAAGAAAGCCUUUUUAUUCUACACUCAUCUUAAGGUAUAUGGGGAACACAGUCGGUAAUCUCAUUGUUUUUGUGCCAAACUUGUGUUUAAAAAAAAAAAAAAGUCAGAGUUUUUGUAUAACUACUACUUUUUUUAUUAAAAAAAAAAAUCCCUAUACAAAUUAGAUAAAACAUAGAAAUAUGUAUGGGCAAAGGUAGGAAGUCAGCCAUCCCAAAAAUCUGGAAGUAUCACACUGAAAAUGUGUUGCUGUUAAAAUAUCCAGAUUAGUAAAACAUCUAUUUCAUUUUUAGGCUGAUGUCACAUCUCAAACAAUUUUCUUGAUGAAGUGCUGUCAAAAGUAUUUCAUUAUGGUACCCGUAUUUCUUGCAAUUUGAGAUUUUCUCCUGGACUCAGAUAUAAAACUCCUCAUUAGAUGUGAAAAUAGUUAUAGAGACUGUAUAUUGAUAGCAAAACUUCUGCUGAGCAAGUGUGGCUGGGGGAGGAGGAGGUGUGUUUCUCUCUGUCUCUCUCUUUGGAAAGAGUGAGACAGGGACUUGUAGCCAGGCAGAACUGAUACCAUUUCCAGUGUUUUUAAAAUUAUAUCAGGCACUUAGAAUUAAGAGUUCAAGAUCUGAGCAAACCUCACUCCUGUUAUGAUGUUUUAUAAGCGUUUGGUGCAUUUUCAAAUAUAUAUCCUGCAAGAUUAAUAUACCUCAAGGGCUGUUAUCUAGAAAUUGUAUUGAAAAAUGUUUAAAUCUUUAUGCUGUAGCUCAAGUAUUGCAGGUAAGAAAAUAUUUUGGUUUUGGUGUUUUUUGGCGGGGGGAGGCAGUUAAAGAUAUUUUGCUCUUUUUGAUUCAGCAACAGGACCGUAGUAAUUUGAAAAAAUACAAUUCUGAAACUAGUUGGGGAACUAUGACGAAACAUAUAGUUAUGCAAAAAAUACAGCGCUAAAAUAUUUGGCAUGGAAAGGAGUAGUACAUAACCCAUUCUUCAGUUCAGCUUAUGUCUUUUAGUGGGGAUAGAUUCCAUCAUUAGAACCUAUUAAAACUAGCUGAUUUCCUGGUGAGCUGUAUUUGUGGAUAUCACAUGCAUUUUUCAGCAGUGUUUAUGCUACUGUAGUGGACCGGUACCAUGGUGUUAAGCUGUGAUGAAGCUGCUUUCUCACCAUUAACAGAUCGGUCUUAGCCGAAGAAUUUACACAUUAGAGUCCCACAAAUAGUUUAGGAAAAGGAGUUGCAAUCAAAUGCUGUACAUUUGUGAUGUAUUUAAAAUACUCCAUUGGUAGGCUUUAUUCAGCAGAUAGCCUUAUCUUUAAGGACUGAAAAUAACCCUAUUUCUAUAAAACUGCUAUGCAUAGUUGGAAUAAAAUAAAUUAAAUCUUUGCAUUUUAUAGUUUGAAAGAAUUAUCUAAGUUAAUGUUGUCAAAGCUAUGAUUACAAUUAAAAACUCUAA
Molecule: messenger RNA, 6526 nt
Organism: Trachemys scripta elegans
Lineage: Eukaryota; Metazoa; Chordata; Testudines; Emydidae
Gene: HLCS
Product: holocarboxylase synthetase
Exons: 7
Coding region: 1-1113 (370 amino acids)
Biological process (GO): protein modification process
Cellular component (GO): cytoplasm
Molecular function (GO): biotin--[biotin carboxyl-carrier protein] ligase activity
Source: RefSeq, a predicted model, not a curated record